GAUAUGCCUAAUAUUACAAUUUUUAGUGGCAGCUCUCAUCAACAUCUUGCAAAGCAGAUAGCCGAGCACCUAGGGCUUGAACUUGGAAAGGUGGUGACCAAAAAAUUCAGCAACCAGGAAACCUGUAUUGAAAUUGGAGAAAGUGUGCGUGGGAAAGAUGUUUAUAUCAUUCAGAGCGGCUGUGGUGAAGUCAAUGAUAAUUUGAUGGAAUUAUUUAUUAUGAUUAACGCCUGUAAAACUGCAUCUGCUUCCCGUGUAACUGCAGUCAUCCCCUGCUUUCCAUAUGCUCGACAAGAUAAGAGGAGCAAAAUCGAGGCAAAAGAUUAUGUUCGAGCACCUAUUACUGCCAAGCUUAUUGCAAAUAUGUUAUCUGUGUCUGGAGCUGAUCAUAUCAUUACAAUGGACUUACAUGCAUCACAGAUCCAAGGUUUCUUUGAUAUCCCUGUUGAUAACCUAUAUGCAGAGCCUGCUGUGGUAAACUGGAUUAAAACAAAUAUUCCUGGUUGGAAGAAUUCCAUUAUAGUCUCUCCUGAUGCAGAAGGUGCUAAGAGAGUCACGUGUCUUGCUGAUUGCCUGAAUGUUGAUUUUGCUUUAAUCCACAAAGAACGAAACAGAGAUAAUGAACCUGAUCGCAUGAUUCUAGUUGGAGACGUUAAAGAUCGAUUAGCUAUUAUGGUUGAUGACAUGGCUGAUACCUGCAGUACAAUCUGCCUAGCUGCUGACAAGUUACUAGCUGCAGGAUCUACCAAGGUUUAUGCUGUUUUAACUCACGGUUUAUUAUCUGGCUCCGCCAUCUCACGAAUUAAUGAAACCAAUUUUGAAGCUGUUGUUGUCACCAAUACCAUCCCACAGGAGGACAAAAUGAACCAAUGUGUAAAAAUCCAGAUGAUCGACAUCUCUACAAUCCUAGCAGAAGCAAUUCGUCGGACACAUAAUGAAGAGUCUGUCUCAUAUCUGUUUAACCAUUUUCCAUAUUAA
Messenger RNA from Polypterus senegalus (gray bichir), 978 nucleotides. Its product is annotated as ribose-phosphate pyrophosphokinase 2-like. Gene Ontology annotation, cellular component: cytoplasm; ribose phosphate diphosphokinase complex. Lineage: Eukaryota; Metazoa; Chordata; Cladistia; Polypteriformes; Polypteridae. The record is from RefSeq and is a predicted model, not a curated record. The transcript is spliced from 8 exons. Gene Ontology annotation, biological process: purine nucleotide biosynthetic process; 5-phosphoribose 1-diphosphate biosynthetic process; ribonucleoside monophosphate biosynthetic process. Bases 4 to 978 code for a protein of 324 amino acids. Gene Ontology annotation, molecular function: ribose phosphate diphosphokinase activity; magnesium ion binding.